UACACAGUGCUAAGCGGACAUGACAUCAUAACCAACGCGUUUGACUCUUCUUGGAUCUAAGCGCGGUCUACUGGAAUUUACUAGAAAUAUUGUUUUUUUUCUCUCUCUUGCGUGUGAGGUUUUGUGUUGAUCAGUGGUCUGAGUUUUCAUGGCUGCACCUGCCCUGCAACAGCCCAGUUAUCUUCUGGCCAAUUUAAAGGCAGACUGGACCAAUAAACCUCUUCAUCAAAGAUGUCACGAGUUGAGCAAAAUUAUAGACGAUUACCCUGCAAAGGAGCUGCAUGCAAUCUUUCCCUGGUUGGUGGAGAGUGUGUUCGGGAGCCUGGAUGGAAUCCUUAGUGGCUGGAACCUGCGGUUUCUGCAGGCUCGCUCGGCAGAAUACAACAUCGCCAUGGACUUCCUGGACCCAAGCAGUGGUGCUAUGAUGAAAUUGGUGUACAAACUACAAGCUGAGGAAUACAAGUAUGAGUUUCCAGUCAGUUAUCUGCCAGGUCCUAUAAAGUCGUCCAUUCAUGCUGGGGUUCUGCCAGACUGCCCUCUGUUUCACAAUAAAAUCCAGUUCCCCAUGUCAGGCCUUCUAUUGCUCAAUCCUUUUGAAUAUUAUAUGUUCAGCUUUGCCUCCAGUCUCAUUGCACCAAAGAACUACCCUCCAGGGCAGCAUGGGAGUUGCUCAGAUAGCACAUACUUUGUGCUUGUCAACACCUACCUCAAAUACUUUCUCCCUACAGAGGGCAAUGUGCCUCCAUCACCUUUCUCGGACACCAGGGGAACUGUGGCCUCUCCUGCUCCAAGGUCUCCCAAUGUGCCUUAUGUUGGAUAUGGUGGUCACAGCACCAGUUUGUUGAAGCGUCAUAUUACCCAUCAGCCCUCAGUCAACGCUGACCCUGCUGCUCAAGAGAUCUGGAGAUCAGAGACACUCUUGCAGGUGUUUGUGGAAAUGUGGCUCCAUCACUAUUCUCUGGAGAUGUACCAGAAGCUGCAGUCUCCUCAGGUGAAGCUGGCGUUGUUGCAGUACCGCCUCAGUAUGUCCAGCAUGCUGUGCCAACCCCCCGCCCCACCAGGCUCUGGGACCCUCCACACAUACCAAGAGCCCUUCACGCCUUCGGAGGAGCACGUCCUUGUUGUGCGUCUCCUGGUCAAGCAUCUGCACGCCUUCUCCAGCAGCCUGAAGCAGGAGUCAAUCUCCUCCUCACCCUCUGCCCACUCCCACAGCAGUCCACUGGAAGAGCUCAAGCGUGUGGUGGUACAGAGGUUUGUCCAGCAAAAGCUGUAUGUCUUCCUACAACACUGCUUUGGUCACUGGCCUUUGGACGCCUCAUUCAGAGCGGUACUAGAGACAUGGCUUAGUUACGUUCAACCCUGGAGAUACACUGGAGAAAAAAACAACAUGCAAGCAGACGGCCAGAACAGAAUUGUUCCCGACAAAUGGGCCUCAUUUGUGCAGGAGAAUCUGCUUAUGUACACUAAGCUUUUCCAGGGCUUCUUGAAUCGAGCCAUGCGCACAGACUUAGUCAAUGCCAAAAACGCCCUGAUGGUCUUUAGGGUCGCCAAAGUCUUUGUUCAACCAAACCUGUCAGAGAUGAUCCAGAAGGCUGAGCAGUUGUUCUUGGAGCCAGAGCAUGCCAUCCUGCAACGACAGAACCGUGUCUUCCUGACACCUUCACAUGGUGUCAGCUUCCUCUCUUCUCGUCAGCCAGUGAGGACAGACAGCGUCUUCAAAGUCAAAAGUCAUGUUUACAGCCUGGAAGGGCAAGACUGCCAGUACAACCUGAUGUUUGGUCCUGAUCUACGGAAGAAUGUGCUAAAGCUCAUCCAGAUUAUCGCCCAAGCCCGACAGACAGCUAAACGGAUAUCAGAUCAUUCCACUGAAAUGGCUGCAAACAACUCUUUUCUCUCAUGGUUUGCCGUUGGCUCUUCAGAUCAUAACAACACCUUUACCGGAGGAGAGAUGGACGAUAUGGGAGAGGGUGUGAAGAAAACUCAUGAGUUCCUGGACAAAGCCCUGGACUACCUGUGUCAGAUAUUCCGGUUGAAUGCAGGGCAGCUGUCUCAGCUGAUGGUCAAUGUGGCGUCUGUAGAUGAUGAAGGGGCAUCUAAACAACUGCCAGACUGCAUCCCAAGUGAAAAUGGCUUUGUUUUAACAGACCUGGGCAGGUUGCAGAUCAUCAGUGGUCUUCGCAGAUUUGAAAUUGAAUAUCAAGGAGAUCCAGAGCUUCAGCCUAUUAGGAGCUAUGAAAAUGCUUUUUUGGUUCGACUGAUGUUCCAGAUCUCAUCCUUUAUUAAUGCAAGAUUUGGAGACCACAUGGAAGCGCUGUGUUCUCGACAGGACCUCCUGGGCAGUAUAGGACGACACUACCUGAGCAGUUCCUCAAAAGUGGCGGAGCAGCGGCGGAAGAGUCCGGUGCCGCGGCAGAGGAGGGAUCGUCCUCAGCGAGCCCGUCUCAGCCUGCGGGUGCUGGCCAGCUAUCGCACCCUCCUCAUCCUCCUCCUGCUCUACAUGCUGUUUGCACUACUAUCAUUCGGUACUCUCUCCAGCACUGGACUCGUUCUCAUCGUCAGCUUUCUAUAUGAGCUCCUGUUGAUUUCUUUCAUGAAAAACUAAAGACUAAGUAAAGGAAGAUUCAUGAUGCCUUUUUUUAUAUUUAAUUUUUUUAAUGUCAAUGCUAAACUUCUAGCGACCUGUUCCCAUUAAGGUUUUUAUAUACAGUUAUUUGCACUGCAGGUGUAUUGGUACAUUUAAUGACAAAAAUUGAACGGGGAAUGUCGUAUCUAAUGCACAGUGUUUUUUUGUUUUUUUUUCCAAUGAGAGGUGGUUAAUCCAGCUUUCCAGUCAUUAAAUUCAUUUAUAAUGGUGUGUUUUUGCCAAUGUGACCGUCAGAACAAUCCAAAGUUUGCACUUAACUGACUGCAUUUCAUUAAAUGGACAUAAUGAAUGUC
Messenger RNA from Sinocyclocheilus anshuiensis, 2937 nucleotides. RefSeq names its product sphingomyelin phosphodiesterase 4-like. The transcript has 20 exons. Gene Ontology annotation, biological process: sphingomyelin catabolic process; glycerophospholipid catabolic process; ceramide biosynthetic process. The record is from RefSeq and is a predicted model, not a curated record. NCBI's taxonomy places the organism in Eukaryota, Metazoa, Chordata, Actinopteri, Cypriniformes, Cyprinidae. Bases 149 to 2602 code for a protein of 817 amino acids. Gene Ontology annotation, molecular function: sphingomyelin phosphodiesterase D activity.